Messenger RNA from Lingula anatina, 3123 nucleotides. Its product is annotated as putative potassium channel regulatory protein unc-93. Lineage: Eukaryota; Metazoa; Brachiopoda; Lingulata; Lingulida; Lingulidae. The record is from RefSeq and is a predicted model, not a curated record.
GAUCCAGCAUAGCAGAGUGGCGCAUGAGUCAGCGGAAUAAACACGGGAGAAGCGAUAGCGGAAUCGAGUGGCUGCGAUCAGCUGAUGCAAGCGUCAUACAGGUUCUCCGACGACGUUGUCCUUCAGUUUCACAAAGGUCAAGAAUACUGUAUCAAUGACACGGAAAAGGAGUGACUGUGUUGCUAGUGGUUACCGUGAAAAUUCCCUCAUGACGCAACUUGAUUGUGUGAUAAGAUCAUCCGAAGGCGUAUUCAUUAACACGAUGCCUCCUAUAAAGACGUUAGUGACGGUUAAGGUGCAGCCGAAAUAUGUCGGAAAGUGAUGGCAAGAUUUACAUCAAAUUUUGAUUAUUGAAACAGCACAGACUUGAAAGAUAAUGGAAACCAAAAAGGGAAUACCCAGUAAGAACGCCAAAGAGAAGAUGCUGCCACAGUCAGACAGCACAGCUUCUUUCGAUCCAGAUAUAGAGGACAUCAUCUUCAUUGAUGAAGACGCAGAGGACGCACAUGGCGGUUUUGAAGACUACCUAGAAGAAAUCGGACAUGACGUAUUGCCAAGAUUUUUGGUGAAAUGCCCCAGUAUAGUGAGUCUUUUUGAAACGAAAGAGAAUGGGGAUUAUUUGAAAUCUUCUCCUGUCGCUUCAAAACCUACCACUUGUAAAGAUGUCAGUGAAGUCAGAGAUAAUAGCCCGAAAAAGGCAAUGGCUUCUGGUAGUCCUGAUGAUAAGCUGCCAAGACUGGACGAUUCUGACUAUCUGGACAGUGUGGAAAGUGCGUCAAGUGCCCAUGGACUUCUUGUAACUGCUGCUAGAAAACUGGCAAAUGGCCCUCCUGCUGUGAACCCAGUGAAUACGAUAGAGAAUACUACCAAGAAACCAGAGUUUGGCCCUUUGCCCAAAUCAAGAGAGGUGGAACUACAAGAUCACGUUGGUAAAACCGACCAAAACACAUUAGAAGCUUUAGAUCUACACAAUGAAAGCUACAAUCAGAAGUGCAUGGACAUCAAGCACCCUUCGUCCCCAACAAACAAAGUCCUUGCAAAUGUGGCCUUUGAGUUGACACGUAGCCGAUCCAGAUUCUCUGUGGAAAAAGUUCCCGAGGUCUCAGUCACCUCCUCUCCCACUUCUGAACUUAACAACGAAGAACGACACGUCACCUUCAACAGCACCAACGAGGUCUUUGAGUUGAUAAUGAGUCAACAGGACAUCGGCCAGAGUCAGGAGGUCAAAGAUACCAAGGACGAUCAGUCUUCCACCAACGAUGACAGUUUACACAGCACAUCCAGUACUCAGGGGCUCCUCGCACGUGCAGCGCGAACCUACCUCCGAAUCCGUGGAGAAAACGUUUAUGGUUACACAAACGAUGACAGUCUACAGAGCACAUCUAGUCAGCAGGGACUCCUCUCGCGCUAUGCACGUAAAAUUGCCUACGAUGCCAUGUAUGAGAAACCCCGUCCACGCGAAGCCAAGAAGUAUAUGAAGAACCUGAUUGCCUUGAGCUUGAGUUUUAUGUUCGUGUUUUCUUCUUUUACUUCCCUUCGUAAUCUUCAGAGCAGUCUGAACCCAACUGGUGGCCUUGGCCUCUUGUCCCUUAGUGUUAUGUAUGGUGUCUUUGUGCUGGCUUCUCUUACAGGAACUGCAGUUACACAGAUUCUAAGGCCUAAGAACACUCUCAUCCUUGGCAUGGCCCUGCAGGCCUGUUAUGUGACAGCCAAUUUUUAUCCAAGUCCGUUUCUGCUGGUUCCUGCCUCUGCCUUGGCGGGGUUUGCCAAUGCCACAAUGUGGAUUGCCCAAGGAACAUAUAUAGCCAGCAUUGCAUCCAGUUAUGCUACAGUGAUGAAGAAAAGGCCAUCAGAUGUCAUGAAUAAAUUUUAUGGUAUCUUUUUCAUGAUUUGGCAAAUGUCGAACAUUAUUGGGAAUUUGACUGCUUCUUUGGUGCUAAACUCACCAAACUAUGUAUCAAUGGCUGAACACUUGGAGGACAUUUACGGGAAUAACUCCAACCUCUCAGAGGUACCAUCUUUAAACUUGGAACCUAAAGCAUCAGGCACGCCUUACAUACCAGAUGUGUCCACCAACAGGAGUACAGCAAUCGUCAUGCUCUUCAACAGCACAUUUAAAGACACGUCUCCCUCGCUUUUAAAUACAUCCACAAACUUUUCUUCUUUGUCCCAUUCUCACUUGUCUCUCUGUGGCUCGGGCUACUGCCAUAGCAUGAAGCUUACUCACAAUUCAGGGGAGGAACUGCCUAAACACAUUAUCUACAUCCUCAUAGCAGUUUACCUCUUCUGCGUGUUGGCCGGCCUAGCCAUCACAGUGUGCUUUGUUGACCGAUUGAGGAAGAUAUUUCAGCGUAAGCCCAUCAGUGCCCGAGAACAACUCAAGGCUUUGGUGUCAACGGUGAAGGACCACAGGCAGCAGCUCCUGGUCUUUCUACAGUUUUACACUGGGAUUAGGGCUGCUUUCAUUGCUGGUGAUUUCACUAAGGCAUUCAUCACCUGUCCUUUGGGAAUGGAAAUGAUUGGUUACACAAUGAUCUGCUUUGGCGUGUGCAAUGCAGCCAGCGCCAUCACCAAUGGCCGUCUUGCCAAACACAUCAGCACACGCACUUUGUUGGGCACAGCAUCUUUGAUUGACUUGUGUCUUGGUGUGGUUCUGGCAACAUGGCAGCCGAUCCCAGAACAACAGGCAGUGCUGUUUGUUAUAACUGGCUUGUGGGGAGUGGCUGACGGGAUAUGGGCGACCCAACUGAGCAGUUUGGUUGGAACUCUGUUCAGCAACAACAAAGAACCAGCGUAUGCCAGUAUGAAGUUUUUCCAGGGUUUUGCUAUAGCACUUUCCUUUGGUUUUGCGCCCUAUAUAUGUAUGGCUGUCAAGACCUACAUCUACCUUGGAAUGCUAGUGGCUGGGAUGAUUAGUUACACUGUGCUAGAUGCAAAACUGAAACGAGAGAGUGAAAACGAGGGGAAAAGUUGAUCUCACUGCUGAUCGAUGCAAUUGCAAAAGAGAAGUGAUCCCAAAGUUUAAGGUUUCAUAUCUAUUCAGUGGGAAAAACGACCAAACUUUCAGAUACAUAAUUUAAUAAUCACAGAAAUUAUAUUUCUGUAUAGCAUGUCUUUUUACUG